CCACAGUUUCUAGCAACGGUACAUCUCUUGUUGAUCCGGUGCGCACUUCAGCGUGCAGACUCUUCUCUCACGGGAGGCAACUGUUCUUUGUCUAACAACUGUUAGGCAUACACGUGGCGAAGCCAGUGUCCAAAUGUGCGAAACAAGACGAGAAUAGUGCGCAUGUGUCAGAUGUACGCGACGCAUUAGGAACCAAAGAUGGAACCGUGGCGUCAUGAGCAACGAUCAAUGAUGACGGUGUAGUUGAGUGAGAAGCUGCAGGCUCCCUACAACGUGGGCUGUUGGCAUCAGGUUCCAAUAAAGGAUCACUGCUGGGAAGUUUUCUUGCAGCCAGUGCAAAGUACAUGUGAUGGAUUUCAGGAUAACGCGCAGGUCCAUUUGGACUUAAAAAGUUAUCUGAUGCUGGCGUUCUGUUUUGAUAUUGGACACAGAUGGAAUUUGCUAUUGAUUGCAACAUCUCUCAGCAAGGAUCAUAUACAUUAUUGAAAUACUCUCACUCCUUAAGCCACGCUAUCAGCGGUAAUUGGUAAAGUAUUGUGACUUAAAUUGAACAUCAAAUUCCCAUGACAUCGACUUGAGUUUCCAGGUGUUGAUGCGUCGUAUACUGUUUAAUAGAUGAUCGGUGUGCAGGAUUGGGACAACGCCACCAUGAACGUAUAUUCACUAGAGAAAUGUAGUGAAUGUCUCAAGUAGCCACCAACUUUUACCAUUGGAGCAAGGGCUGCCUAUCGUGUGCUGUCAAUCGAUCGGUCGACUCAGCAGUGCUCUACUGGCUGGCUAGCUACUGGAAGCACUAGCUAUCUUACUGCGCACUAGAACAACUGUGAACCAAAGUUGCUGAUAUGCUACCAGGAUCUGGAUUGAUUCUUGACAGGAUGUACACCAUAGUGUUUUCUUUUAUUUGUUCUUUGAGGAAACCUUAAUGCUUGCAUCGAUACUUGUGUUCGUUCCCGGAGAAGCAACUGGUACUAUUGACGAUCACUGAAAGCUGAUGUAAGUUGCCAACUUUUUCGUGUAACGUAUUGUGUUUUGCGUUCUUAUUUUCUCCAAAUGCGAAACUUUGUUAUUCUUUUAAGGAUGUUGGUGUCUAUCCUUUAAUUUGGAACUCUGGGCAAUAACCACGAAUGAAAAGAAUUCAUGUUACACAGAUCACAAGUUGAACUGACUUCUGUUGUGUAGGACUGAAAGUGCCUGUUAAUUGUACAACCAUGAAUAAUUCAACCAUCGACGAUCUAAAUGGUGAAAUUCAAGUGGAAAACAAGGCCUUAUUCUUGGCAGGGAUUUACUUAAACAACUAUUACCUGUGGGUAAUUUUUGCCAUUGGAUUUCCCGGAAACUGUGCCAGUGUUGUGACAAUUAUUCGCAUGCAAAAGCUGACCACUUCAACAUUUUAUGUUGCCUUCUUAGCUGUAGUGGACAACUUAGCUAUUGUUCAAAAAUUGCUGUACCUACAACUUACGUUACACGGGGUAUGGAUCGGAUCCGUUGGAUGUAAGAUACUGAAUUUCUUAACUUUGUUCCUUGUGACCUAUUCCAACUGGAUAUUGGUAGCGAUGGCAGUCGAGAGAUUCGUGGCUGUGAAAUAUCCUUUGAAGAUUAGUGUGUUUUGGAGCAUAAAGCGAGCAUUUGUUAGUCUCAUUGCUCUGGGUGUGAUUAUGUUCGGAGUGUAUAGCCACCUUUUUUGGACCUUUACUUCCGUGAAUGGAAUUGACUGCGGGAUGUUUAUUGAGUACGUUCGUUUUUACCGGGAUAUCUGGUACUGGAUCAAUGCAGCAGUGUACUCCAUUGUACCCUGCAGUCUUCUCCUUUCUUUGAAUGUUCUCAUCAUUCGGGCAAUCAAGAUCUCCCGACAACAGCGGAUUGAGAUGUCUGUUGAGAGUGAAAAGACGCAGACAACGGGAAAGACUGUACGCCAGGACAGACAAAUAACUGUAAUGUUGAUGACCGUCACUUUUGUGUUUGUGAUUUUGACGGUACCACGUACUAUAUACGUUGUUGUGGAUCUCUUCUGGACUGUCGAAUAUGGUACACUGGAAGAUGCUCAAAAAUAUCUUAUCAAUCAGGUGACAUUUUUCCUGUGUGAUUCAAACCAUGCUAUCAAUUUCUACCUGUAUUUCAUCACAGGCCGUAAGUUCCGACGUCAGUUUCUUGACCUGUGCAUGUGUCGGAAACGGAAACGACAAGCCCAGAACGUCACAAAGUGUCAUUCAGUAUCAUGUACAACUUCCGUGAAAGCUGAAUCUCGAAAUGGCAGCAAAACAAAUAGAAAAUUUAAACCAGUAGCUAUGUGAAUUACUGCUGUGAAACUAAAUAGUAACCAGAUUUAGAAUAAUUGAUGUAUCGUGUUAUCGGGAAAAGCAAAAUAUAUCACUGCUUUUCAUUGGUUUCGAAGGUUGACCGACAUGACUCACUGGAAGCUUUGUGAAUCCGACAAAAAGUGUGCAUAUUUAAUUGAAGAAUGUGUCUUUGCAUGAACAUGGUGCAUAAUUCAUAUGUAAUACAUAAAACUACGUUACAGCGCUUUAACUAUUGUCAAAUAACAAUAAAAAACGUGACUGAUAGAAAUAUUUUGAGUAGCACUGACCUGUAUAGCAAACCACAGUACAUGAUAUAUUGAAUAAAAUAUUGGCACGGCAAA
Molecule: messenger RNA, 2638 nt
Organism: Haliotis rubra (blacklip abalone)
Lineage: Eukaryota; Metazoa; Mollusca; Gastropoda; Lepetellida; Haliotidae
Product: thyrotropin-releasing hormone receptor-like
Exons: 2
Coding region: 1209-2291 (360 amino acids)
Biological process (GO): G protein-coupled receptor signaling pathway
Cellular component (GO): plasma membrane
Molecular function (GO): G protein-coupled receptor activity
Source: RefSeq, a predicted model, not a curated record